AGUCGCGCGCUCGUCUCGCUGACGCCGCAGCUGCUGCCAAUCUGCAGCCUAAAAGUCUGCUGCGCAGCGUGUGACCUCCUACAAAGAAACUCAAGCUAACAAAGUGUCGUCCCAAAAGCACGACGGCGACACUUCGGAGUAGUGUUGUUCCCUUCUCGCUCUGCAGCCCAUGUUGCACUUCUGCAUGCGACAACGUGACACCCCUUCCCUGUCUGGAGAGAAGCGAGAACCGUUAGCGUGUUGCCAUGGAGCGCAUCAGCCUCUGCUGCCAGGUCUGCCUCACCACAUUUGACCAGGUGUCUAAAUUGAAGGCGCAUGUGUUCUCACAAAGACAUAAACAGAAAAGCGCAAUAGUCUUCAACCAAGAUGUUAUGAAGGGUUCAGGCAUCUUUCCAUUCAUUACGUUGAUCAAUCAGUGGCCCAAAGGAGACAUCAGACAACCCAUCUUAGGCUUGACCUUGUGCUUUAGUCUAAAGAUGCAUGGAUCCUUUUACUUGUGCCACGUCUGUGAGGAAACGUGUCCAUCAGACAUGAUUGUAUUCCACCUCUCGAGUAUUGACCAUUGCAGAAACUACUUUAGCCACACAAACCCGAAUGCACUGAGGUUCUCCUGGAUCCCCAGCAAGAUGGUGGAAAGCGUGUUUAGGCCCGAGUUCACACGGGAAGUAAAGAAAAGCGGCGGACAACUACAGCUGUUUGAAUUACCUAAAGGUCUGUUGGAAAAGCUUAAAACAAGAACCUACUCUGAAGUGAUGCGCGUACUCCGUGAAAAUGAAAAGCUUCUCGAGCUGCUUGAAGCUGUCAAGCCAAAGCAGAUGAUGAUACAAACAUACCAAAAAGACCUCCAAAGAGAACAUCCACUUCUUGGAUUGCAGCACCUUGUUGAAUGCAUUUGUUUCGGGAAGAUCGAGAAGAGACACUACCUCUGCACUCUCUGCCACCUGACUUUGGCCGCCCAUGCGAUCGUCCAACACGUCCUGAGCUUUGACCACAUCUUUUGUUACUUUAGAGCGUGGCACCCGUCUACUUUGCUGGCAAAGGAAAUCUACAAGGAUUACACUCAGUUCUUUGCCUACAUGAUGCUUGAUUUUGCAAAGCAGGCGGAGCAGAUUCAUGGUACUGCACUUGCUGAUUUGACGCAAGUGAGACUGGAGCCGACCAAAUUCGAAUCAGUGAAUUUCACUUGUUAUGCAGAUGCUUUGAAGGAACUGGAAUCCAUAAGGAAGGAAAACAAGGAGAGCAGCUUGAUUGCAAUUGUAACACCAGGAAACAAGCUGGCUUUGAAGGAACCGCAAUCCAUAAGAAAGGAAAACAAGGAGACACCAGGAAACCCGUUGGAGUUUUCUUCUGGAUUGUACACACUUCGCUGUCAGAACUGCAGGAUGAGUUUUCUGAACAUGUCUCAAUAUUGCAGCCAUUUGUCAAACUACAAACACAAACUGCGGGUGAAGACAUUCUUUGGGGGAGGUGCUGAUAGUUCAGACCAAAGAGAAUGGACACCCAGUCUGGACUUAUACAAACUCGUCAAGAACAUGAGGCUAAAUCAACCACUUGUUGGCGUUCCCCUGGUUGUGACGUGUGUCUGCUCUCUGGUGCAAGAGGACCCCAUUUACUUGUGCUUUGCUUGUCAGGACUGUUUCACUGAGUCUUUUCUCAGACAACACUUUGACUCUCAUAAACACCUCAUAAACACGUUGCUGUACCAGAAUCCCUGGAGGCUGACACUUGGGUGGGAGCAUCGUCUGGACGUGAAUGACUUGCGUUCAAUGGCUUGGGAAGAACAGAAGGAAAGACCACAUCAGAUGAUGCUGAAGAUAUUUGACAUGCCAAACAGCAUGAUUCAGAGACUCUUCACACUUAGUUUCCCAAAAGUGAUGGAGUGUCUUAGUCUACAACAUAUUAUCUUAAAGCGUGACGUUCCACCUUGUGAAACGUACAGUAAACUCAAAGAAAACAACAGAUUUCCUCUACUAGGAAGACAGUUCCUGGUCAUUCACGAAGUGUGUGUCUUAGGGCAACAGCCCACAGCGGCAUUCCUGUGUCUGCUCUGUCAGAGGAGGUUGUCAGAGGAGGAAUUUUAUGCUCACGAGUUCAGUCGGAAUCACAUUGCAACAUUUAUAGACCGUUUCCAUCCAGGCUCUCUGGAGUCGAGCUCUGAUGACGAAAGCUUGUUGGACUUGGCAAAGCAGGCAGGACGCCAUCACUCCAUAUCACAUGUGCAGGUAAUAAAGUUGAAGAAGCCCAUCUCGGAGCCAUGCACCUACUCUUGUGCAUUAUUCAUCCUGUCAUCUGCAAAUAAGGGAGAGUGGAAAACAAAACUGGAUCCACCAAUAAUUCCCAAAAUGAAGCUGGUCCCCAGAAAAAAACUGAAGGAUGAGGACAAGGACCACGUGAAAGACAACGUUCAGAAAAACAGCAGGAUGACGGAGUGUUUGGAAACGACGAGUCAAACAUCUACCAACAACAGUCAGACUGUAGAAGUCGGUGCUAAAGUCACUGAUGCACACAGUCUGAAAAGUGAAGAAGAUGCAGAAAAGGGAGAGGACAAAGGGUUCAAAACGAGUUCAGAAGAUACUCAGCAAAGUGAGACGUGCCAGGCGAUAAAGGAGGAGGAAAUGUCUACAGCGAGCAAACCCAGUGGGGAGUCCACAGAAAACAGCCAGAACACGGACAAAAAUGAGAUCGGAAAUGAGAGAAUCGAAAGCCGUGAAGAUGUCUUGACUCAGAAGAGGGAAAUCUCACAGAAGGACACCUGUCCUGUGGAGGCUGAAAGGCAAGAAAAUAACCAUAAACAGCAGCGGUUCCCCUUUAAAGAAGAACCCCAAAACCUGCCGAUCAGCGGGCAAAAAGAGGUGACCACUAAUUACAAGGGAGAACGUGGAAAACCAAGUCACAAGACGGCAAAGGACCACGCGUCCUGUAAGGCGGACCAGCAACAAGCAGAUCAACUGUGGCAGUAUGUCAAGAGGAAGCGCAGAGAGCCUGUGGUCGGCUUGGGUGCACUUCUGGAAUGCAGUUGUGCUGAGCAUGAACUCAUCUACCUCUGUAUGUGCUGCUCCCUGAAGAUCCCAGAGAAGGACAUAAUCAGCCAUGUUAUCGGAGUUGACCACCAGAAGAUGUAUCUGGUGGGCUUGCAGAAAAUCCCACCUCCACCAGGGAUGCACCAGGGGAAGACAAUGAGACACUUUGCUUCUCUGUUUGAACGAGAACAUGGAUAUGGAGAAGCUCAGGUUGUUGAGCUGGAUGAUGAGAUUUACAAUAACCUCUCAAAACAAGACUUUGAUUCAGUCAUUCAGACAUUGAAAGUUCAGGAUCAGAAGAACAGUGGCCAUGCACUCCCUUCAACCUCAGCGCUGCCUGGUGUUCAACCUGUGGACACCAUAGUCACCCUUCGUGCUCAGCACAAGGUGAUGAGCAUUGCGAUUGAUGAUUCAGAAGACUCUGAGUCACAGUCAUCUUCAGUAACUAUGUCUAUAAUGACUGAAAACACCUCCAAUACAACCAAAGUCCCCCCUGACUCAAAUGAAGUCCAUAUCAAAGCCUCACUCAGUCCGUCACCUAACACACUUUCCAAAAGAAGUGAGGACAAAGCUGAAAUAAUUUCAAACACAACUGUGGGACCGUUUAAAAUGGCAACUACUUCCAAAGUGGUGGGAAGAUCUGAAACUGCAGCAUCUUUAGACUCCAAAUGUACAACCAAGUCUUCCAAUUCUACUCCAGCCGCCACCAAAUCGACAGCACCUAUCUCCAAACUCAAAGCCGCCACCUCCAGCUGCAAUACAGCUAACACCAAAUCGAGAGACACUGCUUCCAAAUGUACAGCAACCAUCCCCAUCAGCACUGCAACCACCUCCACCUUGAGUGACGCCAUCUCCACGACGAUCUCCACCACAACAUCUGUAACAACGUCCAAAACACCGGAAAGCAAAACAAGAGCUGCAACUAAAGUGAGAACGGCUUCAUGUAAAGCUGCCGCUCCAUCUAAAAUCAAAUCCACAGUGGUGUUUGAAGCCUCCGGCAGGACUGAACCUGGCUUCACAACGGAAAAGCCAUCCAAAAGUUCUGAGAGCAAAUCCCAAACUGUGGUUGCGUCUCAAAUUGUGGGGAAAUCUUUUGCCACUGCUAAAAUGACUGACGCAUCAGUUGAAGGUCAACAUAUUAAAGCCUCUGUUAACACUGCUCAUAUGAAGAAUUUAGUCAGUUCAACUGCUGAUGUUGCACCAAACGCACAUAAGAGUGUUCAGGCACCUGCGGCGACCCACCUGACCAUGCCCAGAAAUCCUCCUGCAGAGCCGCCACUUAUCUGCACAAAUGAGAAGAGGCCAAGUGGAAGCUCUCCUAAAGUUGGCUUAAACCAGCUGAUUAAGGUGUCGUGUGGCCGGAGGAAGCAAGUCUACUGUCAGCUGUGUUCAGCCCGGUUGCUGAAGUCCGAACACACAUGCAGCGCUACCCACCAGCUCAACUAUGUGAAAAUGAAGUUCCCUCAAUGGACUUGCAAGCCGUCAGAGCUGGAGAGCAAAUUGCAGGAGAUGGUGAACCACUUGGCUGCGGUUGAGGGAAAUGUCGGAUCCCCAUCCUUCCCGACAGUGAAAGUGACGAUUGAUGUGUACAAGGAGCUCGCUGAUCUCUCAGCAGAAAAAGCUCUAGAAAGACUGAAAGCAAUGCUGGAAAGAGGCUUGAGGGUCUCGUCCCCCACCACAUCCAAUCCUGAGAUUUUUAGACGGCAAGUUUCCGGUUCCGAUCAACAUGAAUCUUCAAGCCCAGAUUAUGAAAGUGAAUCCAGUUCAAAAGGGGAAAGAUCUCUUGUCGUGGGCCAGUUCAACAGAGCUCAGAGUAUGGAGAGUUCAGAGCCUGAAGCCAAUGACCAGAUUCUAGACCAGCUAAAUUCAUGUUCGGUCUUGAAUCAAAAUGAGCCCAUCAGGAAUCCUUGCAUUCAAGGCGCAGGCGUAGCAGCAGCCAAAAUGGAGAAACCUCAGGGUUGUGCUCCUCCUGCCACUGACGCCCAAACUCCUGGAUGCAAAGAGACUCCCGAGUGGAGACAACAGCAGGAGAAAAGUCACCCAGAGGUACAGGACACACGGAAAGUGUUGGAAGGCUCUCGGAGAACAUCACCUGUAACAAUCUUCAACCCGGACCAGCUCUCUUCUGAUGCUACAGUGAAUACAAAACAACAGAACCAACCAAGACUCAGCCAGAAAGCAGAAAGAGCACUUCCAAUGAUUUUAUUGGGGGAAAGCACUGAGGUCUGCAGUCAUUUGUCCAUCUACUUGAAGGUGUUGGGACCGGACCGUGAACCGAUCAUAGGUAUGGACUUUGUGUGGGAGUGUCGAGGGCCAUCCUUGAAGCCCUUCUUCCUGUGUGAGAGCUGCAAGGUGAUGAUUUCCCUCAAUGACAUCUGUCAACACAUGGUCAGCAACGAUCACCAGAUCAACUUCAUUUUGGGUCAGAAAAGUCAAUUUAUGUACUUCUGGCCGGAAAGUUAUCUCCUCCAAACCCCUGAUGUGUACCUGGAGAAAUGGAUGAAAUUGGAACUUCUAAAGGACAUCGCCCAGUGUCUGUCGGAACAGGAGCGCUACGUCAAGACGGAUGCUCAGCGUAUACUGCUGGGACCGGAGCUGUAUGAACGUGUUCGGACUGCUCCUUUCAGUAAAGCUUUAGAAAUAGUUAAAAACAUCAAGAAGGAGCAGAAACUGAGCAUCUCCUGUCAACCCAGCUGUACUCUACAACGAAAGGAGCAACCAGAUCCCAGAUCCUCCGUCUCUCCGCACCAGAGGCCGAUCCCAGAGUUGCCAGUGAAGCAGGCAGGAGUGCGCUCAGAAUCCACAUCUUUCUCCGGUAGUCCUCAAACCCUGUCGGUGUCUUCCAGCGAGCAACAUCUUCCAACCAGGAAAAGACCAGCUGUUGAAUCUAUUGAAACAUUGAUGAGAUAUUGCACCAAUCACCCCAACGAUCCCACACCAGCCAAACGCAAACCCACAUACAAUGAGCCGCAGCCCAUCAUUCAGCCAAGCCACGAAUCGGUCUCUGAGUCCACUUCUGUUAACCCUGCUGCAACCUUCGCCCCCCUAACUCCUCAGGAGAAAAACACUGAACUUGGAUCUGAUGAACAAGACAUACUUGCUGUGGACUGCGCAAAGGUUGCUCGCCUAAUUGCUCUAGUGAGGGAGAGGAAGUCUGCGCUAAAUGCAUUCCGUUGCAUGUCCGCUCCGGGUAAUGGUGAGACUGCGACCUCCUGCGCUAACAAUUCAUCCAAAAGUGGGGUGCAAGGAAGAUGUGGUUCUAAGUCUGUGCAGACUACAUCUAAAAAUCCAGCCCCCGCUUACGCAUUGGAGAAGUUCAACUCCUCUCUUGAUGGCUCUACUUCAGCAAGAGACGACCUUUUGUUCUGGCCGACUGGAGCCAAAGCAGUCUGUACCAUGUUACCUUAUGCCAGCGCUGCUGACCCAAGUGACCCACAACACCAGAGACAUGUCAACGCUCAGACCACCUUUGGAAACACUAGCCAGUCCAACCCUAGUCCCAUUAACUGUGCAGUCAUCAACAGUAACGUAGGUCACAUACCACAGCCACAAGAUUACUCGGAGAACCACAGAACUGGGGCUCAUCAGUUGCCCAUUAACUCCAUCGUAACUGUCAGGUCAAACCAACCUAAACAGCAGUUUAUAGGUGGCAAUAAUGAAGAGGACCUCACUGAGCUGAACAGGGGCAGUCUGGUCACUCACAGUUUAUCCUCUGUUGCAGAAAUAUGCUCCACUGACGUUUUAGGAGGAUAUGGUCAGUACAACCAAAUGGUUUAUGUCACCAAUCGACAGUCAGGUUAUUUUUCUACUGACGCUGUUGGAAGUUACACAACACCAGGCAACCCUCCUGUACAAACUGGGAGUUCAUUUCAAUGUGAAGGGUACCCUACAGGGGGGCUCUACUUCCCAAACCAGAUUCACCCAGACCAGGAAACAACCCACCAAAGUCUACAAUCCUUUAAAGGAAACAGUUUAGAAACUCAACCGCCCACAGAAUGGGUGAGGAUGGGAAUGCAGCAGCAGCAACUUUUACUGCAGCAGCAGCACCAGCACCAGCAACUUUUACUGCAGCAGCAGCAACAAUGGCAACAUUACCAAUGAGGCUGCCUACGUAGGCGCCAUGUCAUUCACAUCCUCCUGCCGCCAACACUUAAGUCAUAUCCCAGACAUCUGCAAACUCCUUUUAUGCCUCUGGCGAAGAGUUUUUAAACUGUAGCUCCCUCUAUGGUCAACAGCCCUCACAUGUCAAUAACAAGACCACGUUUUUACUGUUGUACACCUGUUAAAUACUGCUUUGUAUCUAGUAUACAUGAUUAAGUAUAGAUGUGUGUGUGUGUGUGUACUUAAUUUUAAUUGAAGUUAAUCUGAUAUUCCGUUGGAAUUACAAGUUCAGGAUAUUAAAACUAUUUCUUGCUUUACAUAUGAAGGAUUAUUUUUCUGUACAUUUGUUUUUGUACAUUUCUAAUUUCACAUUUUCAGCAGACUGAUUUGUUGUUUUUAUAUUAUUGAUUUGUUCAUUUUAAUAAAAUUCCUGAAAAAUACAGUUAUUG
Cyclopterus lumpus (lumpfish) is the source of this 7570-nucleotide messenger RNA. RefSeq lists its product as uncharacterized. NCBI's taxonomy places the organism in Eukaryota, Metazoa, Chordata, Actinopteri, Perciformes, Cyclopteridae. The transcript has 48 exons. Gene Ontology annotation, molecular function: nucleic acid binding; zinc ion binding. Bases 246 to 7121 code for a protein of 2291 amino acids. The record is from RefSeq and is a predicted model, not a curated record.